Molecule: messenger RNA, 297 nt
Organism: Ogataea philodendri
Lineage: Eukaryota; Fungi; Ascomycota; Pichiomycetes; Pichiales; Pichiaceae
Exons: 1
Coding region: 1-297 (98 amino acids)
Source: RefSeq, a predicted model, not a curated record
AUGGACUUGACGCCCAGAUCGUUCUUUUCAUCCUUCCAGUCCUCGUUCCAUGCGUCCCAGUCGUCGUCGUCGUCCUCCUCCUCCUCCUUGACCGGCGGCUCCGGACCCUCGUCCCAGUCCUCGUUCCACUCACUGUUCCACUCGUCGUCUGCCGGCUCUAGGGGCUUCUCCACAAUCCCCACACUCUCCGGCGUCUUCUCGAUAAACUCCUCCAGCUCGAGCUUCUCCAGCCCGCCGCUCGUGGCCAGAUCCUUGAUCUUGUCGAUUUGCUGGUCCACCAGCGUCUCCACCCAGUGA